AUGUCAACAUCACAAAUAGACGCAGAUAAAGAAAAUCAAAUAAGCGCAGUUAUAGAUUUUUUAAAUAAUAAUGAAGAAGUAAAUGUUUUAGAUACCAAAAAAGAUGAGGAAAAAGUUGAUAGUGAAAUAUCUAAGAAAGAGAAAAAAAGGAAAAAAGAUAAGUUUCCUUCGAAAAAAGAAAAAAAAAAAAAGGCAAUGAAUGAAGAAGAAAUUGCGGAAAGAAAUAAGAGAACAAUUUUUGUUGGAAAUAUACCAUUGAAAGAUGUAUCAAUAUCCAAAUUAUUGAAGAUUUUAAAUAUAGAAAAAUCAAUUGUAGAAACGGUUCGUUUUCGAUCGUUACCUUUAGAAGAAAAAUAUGCAGAUAAGAAAAGGCUGGGGGUCAUGCGAAAAAAAUUUACGGAUGUGAAGGAUAAUAAAAAUGCCUUGGUGACUUUGAAGGAAGAAAAAGAUGUUCCCCUUUUACUCGAAAGAAAUGGCACGAUGUACGAAGGGUAUGUUUUAAGGGUUAAUAAAUUUGGAGAUAGCAAAUCGUUCAGUAGGAAGAAAUCCAUAUGUAUUAAAAAUCUUUGCAAGAAGUUGAAUGAGAAGGACUUGUACGAAAUUAUGAAGGAUGUGGAUACAAUAAAGGGUGUUAGAAUAUUGAGAGACACUGCAACGAGUAUGUCAACGGGUACAGCAUUUAUUUUAUUUGAAAGUCGAAGUGCUGUGAAAAAGGCCAUACAACAAUUUAAUGGAUAUACAAUAAAU
This is a messenger RNA of Plasmodium reichenowi, 747 nucleotides long. RefSeq names its product large subunit rRNA processing RRM protein, putative. The annotation marks the transcript as partial. NCBI's taxonomy places the organism in Eukaryota, Apicomplexa, Aconoidasida, Haemosporida, Plasmodiidae. Gene Ontology annotation, molecular function: mRNA binding; snRNA binding. Gene Ontology annotation, cellular component: precatalytic spliceosome. The transcript is spliced from 8 exons. The record is from RefSeq and is a predicted model, not a curated record. Gene Ontology annotation, biological process: mRNA splicing, via spliceosome.